This is a messenger RNA of Esox lucius (northern pike), 2444 nucleotides long. It is a transcript of the gene mcmbp, whose product is annotated as minichromosome maintenance complex binding protein. Gene Ontology annotation, molecular function: chromatin binding. The transcript has 16 exons. The record is from RefSeq and is a predicted model, not a curated record. Gene Ontology annotation, biological process: DNA-templated DNA replication. The coding region runs from base 150 to 2030 and encodes 626 amino acids. Lineage: Eukaryota; Metazoa; Chordata; Actinopteri; Esociformes; Esocidae.
AUUUCCAGUGACGCAAGUUUCCCGCCACUGUGAACUCAGGCUGAGCUGCUGUGCUCUUGGUAUUGAUUAAGUAGUUGAAUAAUCAUUAUUAAUAUUAUCCGUACUUUUUGUUUUUAAAUAGACCCUCCAAAGGGUUUUACCCGUAAACAAUGCCUUCAUCAAACGAUUGGAUAAACAACCCACUGGGCGUUGUUGAAGAGAUGUUUGUCCAGAGCAACUCAAACCCAGAAUGGGAAGCCAAAGUGUUGGAAUAUUUCAAAGGGAAGUUGAAAGAAAAGCAGGCUUAUAGCUGGAUUCCAUCAUUAAAUGAUGUGCCUUUGCAUUAUUUGAAGCCCAACAGCCUUGUGAAAUUUCGUUGUUUGGUCCAAGACAUGUUUGAUCCGGAGUUCUACAUGGGAGUCUAUGAGACCAUCGACCCCUCAACAAAAGCCAAAGUUUUGAGGUUUGGGAAGUACAAAGACGUCACAGAAUGUGGGGUGGAUUUAAACUCUCGAAACACAGUGACUGCUGAGAGACAGACCUUCUACUGUGUCCCUAUUCCAGGAGAGACCCUUUGGGCCAAAGAGACCUACGCACGUUCUAGUCAAGCCAGAGUCGUCCCGUCCACCUCCUACAUCCCGAGCAGGCAGAAACGCAGCUACGAAGAGGACGACGAAAUGGACACGCAACCCCAGAAGCAGAGGGAACCCCACACAGAGCUCCACGCCAACGGGGACUCCAAGCGGCAGGAGACGGAAGCCCCUUCCGGCCAGACGACCUCACCAUCCAACGCUUCCUCCCCCCUUGACCUUAACUUUCCCCUGCCAGGGGAGCGUGGACCAGCCUGUCUGGUGAAGGUGUAUGAGGACCUUGACAGCUUCAAGCUAAACGAUAUGCUGGAGGUCUAUGGGAUUCUGUCCGUCAACCCGCUCCUGAGUGUCCUGUGUGAAGAAAAAGACCCCUCAGCGUCUCUACUGGACCCCACAGAGAGCAUGGAGACCCCGGAGGAGCAGCGAGCCCACGAUCCUCCUGCUUCACUGGUGCCCCGCCUCCACAUGCUCCACGCCCGCCCACUCCAACACAACAACCCUUUACUGCCUUCUGAUAGGGCGGAGGACCAACACGCCUUCGUCUCAUCUUUCAUGGUUGAAAUGGCGUCCGUGAGGGCCGAGUUUCUUGCUUACCUUACUCACAUUCUUCUGGGAGACGGACUGGCUGCCGAGUACCUCCUACUGCAUCUCAUCUCCAGUGUGUAUGCCAGACGGGACGUCUUGCCUCUUGGUAAAUUCACCCUCAACCUGAGCGGAUGCCCGCCCAACUCCUCAUUCACAGAGAGCCUCCAUCAGGUCAUCCAGGAGCUGGUGCCUUGCACUUACCGUCUCAGCAUGACCCUCCACAACAUGAACAGCCUGCGCCUGGUGCCCAGGAAGGACUACGUGGCCAACCGGCUGGUGAGUGGAGCCCUGCAGCUGGCCAGGAACACCUCCCUGGUCCUGGAUGAGACACGGCUGGAGCAGGGUCAACUGGAUGCCUCAGGUGUGCAGAACAUCACGGCCCUGGGGAACUUGAUCUCCUGGCAGAAGGUUGAUUAUGACUUUAACUACCAUCAGAUGGAGUUCCCCUGCAAUAUUAACGUAUUCGUCACGUCAGAGGGCCGAUCGCUGCUACCGUCGGACUGCCAAGUGCCACUCCAGCCCCAGGUGACCCCACCAAACCUGGAGGAGUAUCUCUCUACUGUCCACAAGGCACAGCUGACAUCGCAGAUAAACAAAUUCCGUGUCUACCUGAGCGUGGCCCAAACCCUUGACUACAGCAUCUCAGACGAGGUCACCAAGGCAGUGGAAGAUGAUUUUGUCGACAUGCGCAAAGACGACCCCCAAAGUGUCAGCGCAGAGGACUUGCAUAGGAUGCUUGUCGUAGCGAGGUUGCUGUCGUUAAGUCUGGGACAGACAAGCCUUUCCCGGGAAGGAUGGAUGCGUGCCAAACACAUAGACAUGCUCCGCAGGACUAGGAGCCAACCACAAACGACCGUUAAUGGCAAUGAGCCAUAAUCGCCAACGCACACCCAGUGGGGAAACAAUGUUAUGUGGAACAAAUAGUUCUUUGAUUUUGUUACCAGCAGAGCACAUUCUUUGAAAGUUCAAUUUAAUAAAACAUUUUCAUGUAUAAAAUGGGUGUCUUAAUGACACUAGCAUUGGUUUUCCUUUGUAAAGAUUAACAUUUUAUCAAUAUUCCUUUUUGCAGUUUCUAAGAAUAUAUUAAUGUUGGCAACAUUUUAACUGCCGGUUGAAUUGUAUUGAGAUGUUCAGUGCUUUGUUUGAUACUGCCUUAAACUUUGAGGAUUCUGUCCUAGAAACUAAUGCUAAAUAUUAGUAAAGCCAAAUACUUUACACCAAUGUACAUCAACAUUUGGAUCUGGUAUUUACAUUUUAUUCAACUGUAUAUUAAAUAUUAUCAUGAUUUGA